GAUUAGUAUGUCAGCGGCUCGGAGAACUGACCCACUCAAUUUUUUAUCUCAGUUUUUAAAGUAAAAUUUUAGGAAUUCUGCCAAAAAAAUACUCAAAUUAACGUUUAAUAUCUCAUCCAUCAGAAGAAUGGAAAAUACAGGGAUCUCAAUGCAUAAAUACAUAAAGAAUCCCAAUUUUACAAAUCGGUGCUGAUGGGGCUGUACACCCUGAUCACGGACCACCCGGUGCUGGCGGCCACGGCCGGCUUCUUCGUCUGCCUGGAGGGCCACUACCUCUGGCGGCUGCUGGGCAGAGCCGUCACCGACCAGUUCUUUCUGAGACGUGUGGCGCCGCUGGACACCAUCCGCAACUACAGCAUCUGCACCACGACAGACCUGGACGCCUUCUUCCACAUGAACAACGCCCGCUACGCCCGCGAGAUGGACUUUGGCCGCUGGGGCUACCACGUCCGCACCGGCCUCUACAGCCACUGGCGAAACACGGACGUCCGUGUGCUGCAGGCCUCCAUGCUGAUCCGCUACCGCAAGGAGGUGUCGCUGCUGAUGCCGUUCGUGGUGGAGACGCGGCUCGUCUACUGGGACGACGCGAGCCUCUACUUCGAGCAGAAGCUGGUGACGCUGCACGACCGGCGCGCGCGCUGCGUCAGCCUCUCUCAGCAGCGCGUGGUGGGCUCGCUGACGCCGCAGCAGCUGAUGACGAUGGCGUUUGGCGCCGACACUCCGCCACCGCCGCCAUCCGACAGCGUACGGGCCUUCAUUGACGCCAACAGCGCGUACCAGCGAGACCUGGCCAUAAUAGAGAAACGGGAGCUACAGUGACACUGUGGCUCUUAGUGGGUGUAACGCAGUGGCUCGUAGUCACUGCUGGUGGAGUGGGCUGUGAGAGCCGAGUGAGAGGCGGCUUAGGACAGAUGUUUGAAUUGUGCGACAGUGCGGCAGUGGAGUGUUUCAGUGUAUUAUUGUGAUUUGCUUGUAGCUGUGUGCCAGAUCUAGGUUUUUGGUGUAAAGCUUCUGGUCUUUGCCUCUCGAUGUUAAUUCGAGAUGUCGCGUGAUAGAUCCGACUUUACGUUAACCUAGGUACGCCUGUCACUGAUGUGGCCCGGAAAGAUAGAAUCAUGCUCCCAGCAGUAUAGACUGAUUUUAACGGGUUAUUUAAUCAGCAAUGACGGAUGUAAUGUUGCUAGUAUUUUGGACUACGAUACCGAUCUCCAUGUUAGCUCACCCCUUCCAUGUGUUGAACAACACACAUAUAAUACGAUGUGUGCCGCUUUUAGAUCAAGCAUGCUUUCUCUUAUACUAUUUCCUUGCAUGUUGCUCUGUUUUAGCUGCUUUUGCUCAUCCCUUUCGUGCAAUAUGUGUCCGUCGUGUAGCUAAGCUUGUUUCUGUUUUGUUAGUUUUUGUUUUGCUUUGAGUUUUCUAUUUAUUGCGCAUCUUUUAAUCAUAAUUUCCACCGUUCCACGCAAUUGGCGACAUGACUUGCCAUGGAUUAUUUGUUUGUCAACCCAGCGUGCGAUGUUGUUUUGCUAUGAUUAUUUAUUGAAUUCUAACAACGGAUGAGAACUAGUUUAUGACAAAACUCUUUAUCCAGCUUAUUUCCUUGCUUCGUACCAUUUGACCCCGCGAUUUAUCCAUGCUAAACGUGAUGUGGGUGUUUGGUGUAAAACUGCCUAAUCUAGUCGCAAGUUCACAACAGCGGACAAAGGGCAUUACCCCCUCUGCCGAAGGUCAGCAGUGGGAUUGGGGCGGUACAUCCUCCAUCAAUUAAUGUUAGCAUCGCUUGUCGCUCUAUGUGAUGUCAGGCUGCCAUUAUGUGUCGUCUUGUCGAGCAUAUGCGUGACUGCCAACUAUCGAGCGGCGAACUACGGAAGAGUGGGCUGGCAUCGACUGCUUUCCUGUACGAUUCGGCAUUGAGGACCAAAUGGCAGGCGCCUACAUCUGAUUUCAUCACUGGCUCCACUGCAACAGUGCGCUCUGCUGAGGGGCGGCGCACUUCCGCCUAGUUAGUUGCCGGUCCGGACCAGAACCGUGACAGGUCUGCCAUCCUUCCUUGUUUCCGAGGCCCGGCUGGCGAAUAGGGGAGGACGGUGCAGCAUUGUCAGUGUAGCGGCGGUGGACUGUGAAAUGACAGACGGAAUUUUCCUGCAUCGUGUCUUUGCCCCGUUAGCAGAUCAAUACAGUCAUUAGAAA
Amphibalanus amphitrite is the source of this 2187-nucleotide messenger RNA. RefSeq names its product protein THEM6-like. The transcript has 2 exons. The coding region runs from base 193 to 819 and encodes 208 amino acids. The record is from RefSeq and is a predicted model, not a curated record. Lineage: Eukaryota; Metazoa; Arthropoda; Thecostraca; Balanomorpha; Balanidae.